AUGCUCGGCGUCGAGAACUACGGCUCCGACGCAUCCGAGGACGAGCGCGAUGAAGACGACGCACCGCGGGUAACGCGCGCGCGCGCCGUCUCCGCCGCGCCGCGCGUCGAUAGCGCCGCGUUGGCGCUCGAGCGAGACGACGACGGCGACGAGCGCUUGGUUCCUCUGGCGUCCACGCGCGAAGCGAUCGACCCGACGGAACGCAACAUGACGCGAAACCUGACGUACGACGAGAUGACGGCGCCGAUCGAGGGACCGCUGCAUGAAUAUCGCGAGGAUCGUUUGACCGGUCGCGGGGCGCGGAAUCACGCGCUGGGACAAGUGGACGUGACGUCGGUGAGCGCGUACUCGUUCGAGGAGCAGUACAACACGUACAACUCGCGAGGGUACGCGCGCGCGGUGAACGGGAAGGGCGCGGUGGGCGACGUCGAGGCGUACGAGGCAAACAAGGGGGAAACGGCUUUCACCGUGAGCGCGUCGAAGAAGCGGAGAAUUCGGGACGAGGUGUUGGCGAGCGCGGCGACUCCGAGCGCGGGCGGAGACGUGGACCGCUCGGCGUGGGCGCCGGCGCGCGCGGCGCAGAAAGUCAUCGUGCACGACGAUCUGUCGGAGAAGGAGAAGGAGUACUUGAAGUGGCACAUGGAAAAUCGUGAGGCCAAGCUUCGGGCAAAGGGUAAGCUCGAAGAUCUCGGGACGAAGCCCGGGGAGACGUUGGGGGCCACGGAUGACUCGAAGACAUCCACGUUCCACGGCAAGGAAGAAGUCAAUUACGCCGGACAAUCGUGGAUCACGGCGCCGAAGAGCGAGAAACGCGACGGUGAUGGCACGUGCUACGCCCCGAACAAGUGCGUGCACACGUUCAACGGGCACACCAAGGGCGUGGCGAAGAUUGAGUUUUUCCCUCACACGGGGCACUUACUCUUGUCGGCUGGCAUGGACAACGUGGUGAAAAUUUGGGACGUAUACAACACGAGAAAGUGCAUGCGCACGUACAUGGGACACGAUAAGGCCGUAAAGGACGUGUGCUUCAAUCAGGACGGCACACGCUUCGUGUCAACGUCGUGGGACAAAAAAGUUCGAUUGUGGGAUACCGAGACGGGAAAAGUCAUUCAGACGGUUUCGAGCGGGAAAAUUGGAUACUGCGCGAAGAUUCAUCCCAAGCAAGAGAAUUUGGUGCUCAUCGGUCAGAGUGAUAAAAAGAUCGUGCAGUGGGACAUGAACAACGGAGACUUGGUUCAAGAGUACGAUCAGCACCUAGGACCGGUGAACUCCAUCACAUUCGCCGACGGCGGCGAAAGAUUCAUGUCGUCGUCCGACGACAAGUCGCUACGAGUUUGGGAGUUCGGCAUCCCUGUGACGACCAAGUACAUCGCUGAUCCGUCCAUGCACUCCACCCCGGCGACGGCGAUAUCGAACAGCGGCAAGUACAUCAUCGGCCAGUCUCUCGACAACCAAAUCGUCACGUACAGCGUGGAUGAGCGUUUCCGCAGGAACAACAAAAAACGAUUCGGCGGUCAUCACAACGCCGGGUACGCGUGCCAGCCCGCUUUCUCCACCGAUGACGGCACCGUCGUGAGCGGCGAUGGCAACGGUAAGCUCUUCUUCUGGGAUUGGAAGACGAGUAAAAUCAUUAAAACCAUCAAAGCGCACGACCAGGUCGCCAUCGGCGUCGCGUGGCAUCCGCUCAAGAGUUCGCUCGUCGCGUCGUGUAGCUGGGAUAAAACUAUCAAGCUCUGGAAGUGA
Messenger RNA from Ostreococcus tauri, 1743 nucleotides. RefSeq names its product G-protein beta WD-40 repeat. The record is from RefSeq and is a predicted model, not a curated record. Bases 1 to 1743 code for a protein of 580 amino acids. Gene Ontology annotation, molecular function: mRNA binding; protein binding. Lineage: Eukaryota; Viridiplantae; Chlorophyta; Mamiellophyceae; Mamiellales; Bathycoccaceae. The transcript is spliced from 2 exons. Gene Ontology annotation, biological process: mRNA splicing, via spliceosome. Gene Ontology annotation, cellular component: catalytic step 2 spliceosome.